AUGGUUUUCGCAGCCUAUAUUGCUUUCAUCUUAUCCACAUAUCUGGGUAAAUUCAUCAAAGGCCUCGGCAAAGAUGCUGUCAAUGUCAGUCUGCUGAGGGGCUCCAUUGAACUCAAGAAACUUGAACUAUUGCCUGACUUGCUAUCUUUUUGUGAGUACCUGCAACUUGAAAGCGGUACAAUAAGGAGCCUCAGCGUCACGAUACCAUGGCAUUUCUUUUACAGUAAGAGAUGCGAAGUGGUUGUACGAGAUGUUUCCAUUACAGUGGCACCCAAGCACCAGCGCAGUGAUACUGCGACAGAGUUCUUUAGAUCGAAGAAGGAGUUUCUUACCGCCGUGCAAGGCGUUCUCGCGGAUGCAGCGAAACGGGAAGAAACUCAGAAAGACUCUAAGAGUGGUCUCCUUAAUCGACUUCAGCAAGCAAUUCUCAAGAAUCUAGCCUUUCGUCUGGAGAACCUCUCUUUUCAAUUAGAGGACAAGACCGGCUGUUGGAAAGGGCAAACAGCCAGCGUUCAGGCACAAUUUGAUAGGCUGACGUGUGAGGUGACGGACUCAAAUUACAAGUCCACUUUUGUUCAACCUGGGGAUAGCAUUGCGAAUGAAUCGCUCUACCGCCUUGUCUCAUACGAGGGCGUCUCAGUGCGCCUGCUAUAUUCCUCCAACGAGGAAGAGACGUUUCAACAGCAGUCAUCGCAAUUUCAGAACUCGGAGAGCGUGGACUCGUUCAUGAACGCUAAGGAGGUUUUGAUGUCCUCAGAAGGGUCUAUGACCAUUUACUUGCAAAAGCAGUCGGCCACUGUGCAAGCAAAGCCGUGCGUGUCGGCUGCUCUCAUGACCAGAAAGACAACCCUUCAGUGGAGCGCACCUUGCACCACGGCAAUCGGCAUUCUCUUUGAAAGUGUGAAGCAGGCCCCGCGUCGCGCCUUCUUUAGGGACAAUCGGCCCGCUAGUCGCAUUCGAGCCGGCGACCCGGCUGGGACGUCAAGGUGGUGGUCAUAUGCAAUUGGCAAAGUGGUGACGUAUCAGAAAGCGAGGCGCGAUCGAAGACGGUUUGACUGGGCAGCAUAUCAGCGGCGGAAGCUCUUCCUUGCCAGCCUCUUCACUUUCUGCCUGCAACUUCUGAAAGCACCUUGGCUCCCCGACGAUGAAGGACAGAACUUGAGCGAGGACCAGCUGGUGCUCACCUCUGCAGAAGAUGUCAUGGCGUGCUGGAAUGCGGCAAGAGAGUGCUUUGCACAAUUCCAGCGCACGAAAAGCCCGCCGCAGGGUAGCGCGUACGAGCAGUACCUGCAGUAUUUCUAUGUGAAGGAGCAGAAGUCACGUGAGGAACCGCUUCUGGAGUUGAGUCCUUUGACAGCGCUGCCAGCUGAGAUUGGACUCACCAUUGAGUGCGCAGAACUCGCAGUUUCUCUUGAUCAAAAUCUGAGGGGCGUCACGAACCAGGCGUGCAUCGGCGUCACUGCGAGCAAAGACAAGCUAUGCCUGCAACUCUCCGCCGCCACCGCUACCGUCGUCGCCGAGGCGGACGAAGAUAAACCCGUUCUCGCUAUCACUGGUAGCGACACCGCCGGUGUAUUGCUUAUGGCGUCAAAACUGGGUCACUCCCCCGCUACUGUUGACCUCGUCAUUGAAGAGAUCGUAACGUGCCUCGACCUAUCUUUUCAAGAACUUUUAGCUACUAAGGUGACCUCAUACAUUGUCGCCGCAAGGCCAUUCCUGAAUCAGGACUUUUCGGAUGUCUCGACCGCUGCGGUCCUGGUGGGGAACAAGGUGGACCACCUGGAGAUGAGAGCACAGCAGGAGCUGUUCUCAUCAUUUGGCAUCAUCAUGAAGUCCAUCACUGGGAAAGCUGACGGGCUCUGUUUGCACGCACAGCGCGCUCAGCUAGCUGUCGCGCUGGGUAGGCCACCUGUGGCUGAAAUUCAAGAAAUCAGCGCUACUGUCAAUGAUACCACUCUUCUGCAGCUGUGCUCGGUUGCCGUGACCCCUGCCGUGGGCACUGACAGCAUUCGCGUUGAAGUAGUGAUCUAUAGUGCCCACAUCUCCACCAACGUUGAGGGAUUUGAGUACGUGAAGCUGCUUCUCGGAUCCAUGAGGCAGCAGUGGUCUAGCUGCACGAACAGCUUUGUGUCUGGACUGCAGGCUAGGAGCUCAGGUGACGCGAAACAGAAUGCGCUAUCGAAGAAGUCACAGGUAAAUCUGGCACUGCGGUUUGAAUUUGUCGAGUACGGCGCGCUGGGGCUAGAGGCGUUUUCCAUCCGAACCACCUUCGGUGAUGGAUGGCACCUUCACCUCAGCGCCGCCGACGGGACAACGGAGGGGUGCCGCCACAGCCUUCCACCGCGGUCGCAAGAGCCUUUCAUUGAUAUUCAUGUAUGGGCAGGUGACUUUUUGGUAUACUCGUCGUUUGCUGACAGUGUUGAGGGCAACGGCAUCGCCUUCACGUGUAAUUUCAACCAUGUGACCUUGUGCCUCAGCGACGAUCUGAUAUCUAGUCUGGAGUCUCUUUACGACACCGUGAUGACGAUGCUUUACGACAAUGAGGGCCGCCACGUAUAUCUGAGCGAGCGCGACAAGUACACGACCCCUCAAAUCAUCGGGCUCGUUACAGGCAGCCACAUGAUGCUUCUCUUGGAUAGCAAGGGCGGCAACUUGACAUUGCUGCCGGGACACGCUGAUACUCCACUUGCUGCUGCUACGGCGGCAGGAAGCGCUGAUUUUCGCCGCCCCAGAGCGACCCCACUACCAACACCGCCACCACUCACCGUGGAGCUUCUUGGCGAAGAAUGCCUGCACGUCUCUCUGCAGCGGUACCGUGACACACGCAUGGAUAUCCACGUCGUGCUCCAGAGAGGUGUGAAUGCCUACCUCAUCGGUGCACCGGCGCACAUUCCUCUUUUCGUGCCACGAGACAGUAUGCGCGCAGAGGUGGACUUUCAUUUCUGCUCGCCAAGUGACGCGGACUUGCCCAUUUUCCCGUACGGCCGGCUGAACGUCGCCAUGAAGCUGUCCAACGUGGCGACCGUCAUGCAUAUUCCAACACUAGCGGCCAUCUGGGCGUACUUCACACCGCCGUUGCCGCUGUUCCGCCUGCGUAACAUCGGCUCGCGCCUCCACUUUUCCUCUAGCCCCAGCCACCCUGGCGUGACACUCGCGCCACGGUCGCCUGCCUCCGCCGCCGUGGAGGCGCUUGGCGCUGCCGCCUUUGCCCGCAUCUCGCACCCCGCAGAAGGUGGGGCAAAAAGCUCCUCUGCGCCGUUGCCCACGCACGCCGCGUGUGACAUGUACUCGGCGCCAGUAUUUCCAUCCGAUAUGCGCGUGAGCGUCGUGAUCGCUGAAUCGGAGCUGUACUAUCCAUGGGGCGAAGGGAGUGUGGCGCCGCUGUACCUGCACGCCGCGUUGCCAAACUGCGAAGCUGUCAUGCUGAGCCGAGACGGAUGUGUAGAGGUGACUGUGCGAGGAUUUCUGGCCAUGCCCCGCGUCAGAACCGCCUUGCACGCCUUCCCACAUGCGAUGAGCGAGACGACAGCACAGCGCGCAGGGGCGAGUACCACGCGCACCGCCGCUGACAACAGUGGCGAGCACGGGGCAUAUGAGGAAGCACCUCCACCGAGAACGUCCGAAGAGCACGCCGCCAUGACCACUGAUGCUGCCGCCGACGGAAGCAGCACCGCGUAUUCGCCUGCCGCCGCACAACCUGCUUUUCCGAGCGAAGAGGACUUCGCGGCACCACAACAAUGUGCAUCACCGCCGCCAGCCUCGUCCCUCAUCCAAGUGCACAUGGUGUACACAAUGGACAGCCGCCCGCCGUUCUCUCCGGGAAACCCUGACGAGUUUCUGCGAGUCUCCCUGACAGCCACCGCUGCGCCAGGCAGCGGCGCGUUGCCGGGACCGUUGCACGCAACCCUGCACUCACCGACGGACGUGGCAGCGUGGCUGACCUUCUUCACAUUUUUCAAUCUCACCAACACGGUCCCGCUCUCCACGUCGAGCUGCGCGGCCGCCGCGUUACCGACGUUUGUGCCGUUGAGGGAGGACAACAGCGGCGGCAGCAUUCUCACGGCUGCGGCGCAGAACCCGCGCCGCCUCAUCAUGAACGUACACACCUCUCCGAUCGUGUUCCAUCUGCCCUUCGCAGCGGCGGCAGCGGUGCUGUGGGAGGGCCUGGAUUUUGUGGCCUCACCCGGCUACAGCGCGUUGCGUAUACCGAAGCUGGACGUGUUGGUUCAUGAGCAGCUGUGGUGCACCGCAGCGACAGGGGUAGCGACGUCGGUGCAGCGGCUGGCGACGUUGCGCGACAGCGGCUACGCUGUUCUGGCUCUUCGUAGCAGCAGCAGCGGCAGCAUAGGGGAGGUGGAUAUGGUGCCUGCGAUACUGUUCGAGUCGCACGCUACAGGACCAACGGCGGCCGAGGUGCGCCAGCGAUUGGUGCUGCCCGCUAUCGUAGGGCAUCUUGCCCACGCCACCACUCUUGUGCAGCUACAGCAGUGCUCCACACUUGCAGCCGUGAGCGCCGUUUUUGCGGCUCGAAACGUUCAGACUGCCCUGCUGAACGCGGUAAUUCUGCAGGAGAGUCAGCGCAGGAAGCUACGCUACGCGUGCUGCUGUACUACACCCGCCGGCGGUGGUGGGAGCAGCAGCUACAGCAGCGGUACGGACGCUGACGCGGAGGCGCAGCUGCGGCCCUUACUUUCCCCACCCUUGGCUAUCCACAUCCAUAGCGGCUGCCUCACGUUCGAGUGGAUGAGUGGGCUACAACAGGGUCUGCGAGCGGGCGUGACGGUGGCUGCCACGAAUGCGCGCUGCAACGAUUACAAUGCGCACAACCGCCUCUCAGCCGCCCAGUCCACCGACGACAGAUACGAUACCACCGCACACUCUCCACAGCGCCUACCUCUAGCGACCUCCAUGCCACUUAUCGUGGAGGUGGAGGCAGUAGAGGCGUACGUUUGGUGGACUAACGCAGGGAGCACCAGCACGGCCGAAGCCGCUGUCGACGAAGAGGUCGCAUCGCUCGAGGACCCGCAGUCGACGAGUAAGCAGCGCCCCAGCGUGCCAUCGGUGACGGCUUGCAUGCCACUUCUACUUUAUCCUUUUCAGGUGCACACGCGCAUCGACACCGCCGCGCAGGCGGUGGACGUGGGUACAGGGGAAGCCGCACAUGAGAACGGUACCACCGCGGCUGCAGCCUCGGGCACCUGUGUAUCUGUCCAGCAGGAGGAUGCGCGAGUGGCGGCAAGCGAAGAAGAGCUGGAGACCAGCUUUGCGGUGAGCAGCGGCGACGACACCAUCGGUACAGUUGCGCGCCGCUCGCAGUCGCUCUCCAGUGCGACUUUUCACACGAUGCCGUCGACCUCCAGCGACGGAAGCAGUGUCACGGCGGCAGCGGUACCCGCGACAAUCAUGUACCCCAUGCGUCCAGCGGAGGCGCUGCCGACGUCUGUCUUCCUAGUGACCCCAGUCCACGUCGUACUCAACAACUCUGCAUACGUUGUGCUGAGCGAGAUGCUGCUGCAUAAGGUUCAGGGGACGAGUGCAGCGACAGCAGCAGGAGCUCAGGGUGCGGUGGCGGAAGCAACACCGCCUGCCCCGCAUAGCAUCGCGAUAGUCAGUCAGUACUACCUCACGCACUGUGUCAUGGAGCUUCCGACGGCAGCGCGAGGCAGUGCCGCAGCAUCCAGUGCCUCCGUCUCCUCACCUUUUCCACCGCUCGCCUGCAGCAAAAGUGGGCUGGGCAGCUCCGGCGGGCAUGCGUCUUCGUCGUUGGCAAGAGCGCAGGCGGUGGGCGUGAAGACGAUGUGGGUAUUCCGUUACGACAGCGCACCGCAACAGCACGUGUGGGUGGAGAGCCAGUCUCAGCCAUCGCGGCAACUGGGCCGACAGCAGCCGAAUGGCGACAACUCGGUGGACAAAGAGGAAGAGCGUCGCCACGACCCGUCCCUUAACGACGCGGCCGAGAUCGCUGAAGUGGAAAAGCGUCGCGUGCCGAUGAGCCACAUCCCCCUCAGCGCACUGCACGCGACGGACGGGAAGCGGAUGCUGUCAGCGCCGGCAGCGCACGAUGGCCCCGCCAACCUACGAGGCACACGGAUUCAUGAAGGUCAUUCGAAGUCGUCAUCGCCGUCGACGUUGCAAGAGGAACAGCGCCGAGAGCCUCAUCAGCGCCCUCGCCCGUCUGCGCGCGUGACUGUGGCGGAGGUGUGUCUUAGGCUCGUCUACUACCGCGAUGUCGAAACAGUCGCCGCCGCAGUCUCCGAGGAGCGCGGCUUCUGGCGGCGAUACGCGGCGGUCCAUGCCUCAGCUCGACAUGCAGCAGCGGCAAGUCCUGCGUCGACUACUGCGACCCAAACGCCGUGUCUCAUGACGUUCCUCGCCGCCAGUGUUGCCCCUCUGCGAUCACUCCACCCAACCACCACGCACAGCAGCACCGCACGAAGCCGCACAAGCAGAAAUGCCAGCCCGCUGAUGUGCAGUCGUACUCCUCUGCGAUGGGGCAAAUCCCCAGCACCACCGGCAUCUGCGCAGCAGCAGCAGUUGCUUGCUCCCACCGCCAUGCUCGAGGAGGCCUGUGCGGAUGCUUUGUGCGUACGGCUAAGUGGCAUCAUCGUGUCCAGCUUCACCGACGCCAGAUCUGUCCAGCUCGAGUCGUGCGUGUGCACCUCAGUAAAGAGUCCCAGUCGGCCGCUCCUCUCCACGACCCGUGUGGAGCUGUACGUACCGUCCUCCACUGUGGCAUACGCGUCGGCAGGGGAAGCUGCGAAGACGGUGGCACGAGACCUUCAAGGCGCUGCGUGUGUGACGGAGGUCCUGCGAGGCAUGGAGACGGCGCCCGAGGCAGCGGGUGUCAGUGCAUCUCCAACGAUGUCGCCAAAGGACACGAACGCAAUGGCCGCACCAUCGGUGCCGGUGUUGCCGCCGCAGCAGCCUUCCGAGCCGACAAGACAGGCAAAAAGGAGUUACUUGGCCGACUCGCCAUCAUCGGCAGCCGCCCCUACUGCAGGCUCGACAAGCGUCGAUGACUGGAACUGCAACGGCGAUGGGGACCAUAGGCAGGCGAUUGUGAUGCAAGGUGAGGUAGGGUGCCGCCUAGAGACGUUGACUGUCGACCUCAGCGCAGCCGCGUUGCGUGCUUGGUUAAGCUGCCUCGUUGACCAGCCGGUCGCGGCGCUGCGGGCCGCUACAGAAGAGGAGAAGCGCGCGAAGCCUGUAGCCGACAGGUCCCAGCGCGCCGUCGCCGUGGCAACGCCGACGACACCAAUUCUGUUGCCCAUGCAGUGGAAGCCUGGCCAAGGUCUGCGCAUGUAUGAGAUUCGCGAGGCCUUCUGGGACCUCGAGCACGACAUCACCCUCUCCCGCGAUGGCCUCGUCCUUGUAUUCUCCAGUCAAGAAACAAAUUUACUGACGGUGCACCUCAACGGUCACGACAUCACGCUCGACCCCUCACUGCUUCUCCGCCCGGCAGGGCUGCAGCGGGUGGUGAUGGUGGUGCAGGGCGGACUCACCGUUCGCUUUGUCGGCAGUGGCCGUGUGCGGCUCCCACUUGCGCUGUGGAGCUCAUCACUGGUUGAGAUGACGGCGAACGUUGGUCUGGAGACGGCGCUACUGCCCUUCAUGGCGAUUGGCGAGGGGAGCUACCUAGAAUGUUCCCAGGUGCGGCUGGGCUUCGUGGAGCCCUCGGCAGAGAGUUCGGCGGGGGGUGGCAACGGUGGUGAAACGGCUGCUUCGACCCAAAGGCCUGUACCCGACUCGUUGGCCUUCACCUCGAAAGCCGCGGAGGGAAGCGAGGAUGCAAGCGCGGACGCGUCGCCACCACCGCCUCCGUCGUCUCACGGAGACCUACACCAGUCGCAGCUUGUGCACCGCAAUGUGCAUCUUUACAUGCCGCACAUCUCAGUCAUCAUCGAGCCACGACGGGAAUCCCGGCAGCUGCGCAUCCGCACAGCGGUGGAGUCGUGGAUAAGCCUCUGCAACGGGCGACUGCUGCGCGAUGACGUGCGAUGCACCGGAUUCAUGAUACUCUCGGAGUCCGCCUACGACGCAGCCACGACGACGGCGCGCACGACGGUGCUGGCACCUGUUGACGUGAGCGUGUGCAGCAACAACGGGCGGCAUCACGCCGUCUCGCUGGGGACGGUGCAGGUUGACCUUGGUCGCGCAGACGUAUUAAUCAUGUCCACUUACGCUGGAGAGCUGCAGGUUCUUUGGUUGUAUGCCAAGUACCUGACCCACAGCAAGGUAGAACGGGCGUUCCUCGAACUCGUCGAGGCCACCUUGGCAUGGAAAGCAUCAGGGGCUACCACGAACAACGCCGGCGUGCACGGCGAGGAGGAUGAGCACGACAGUGAGUUCUGCGACGCCGAUGACUCAAGCGACAAGAGCGAAGAGGAGGAGGGGGAUCAGGAGAGGCCCAGCAGUGGCCUUCGUGGAGGUGGUGCGCGCGAACGAACUGUGGCGGCAGUCCCACCGGCGAGAACCAACUACGCUCGCGCCAACCAUACCAGCGACGCCUCCGGGGCGGCCGCAAGUACAGCAACAGGAAGAGAAGGGGCGAUGACCAUCGACCAGCCGUGGUCAUCGUCGACAGGACCACGCAGAGAGAGCCGCAGACAGCCAUCAUGCCCCGCCACCCCGCAGGGCUCUGCAACACACAGAACUGACACAACAAAGGCGCUCCUGCGCCAGGCUGUUGCAGAGAGGGGAGAGGUCCAGGAAGACGUGCAUUCACGCAUGUGCGCGGAGGACGACCAGAUGCGCCCCAUACCCGCUGUCGACGUACAACGACAGCAGCAGCAGCGGCAACGGCAGCGUAGGCGCCAGCGGCUUCUUCAGCGGCGGCAGUCCCGAGGGCUCUCGUGGGUGGUGUUUACGCCCUCCGUCGAGGUCAUUUUCAGUGACCACCGCCACCCACUCGUGCAGGUGUGCGUACAGGACGUCAUGGUACGUCGCACAUCCUCCUCGGCCCUCGCCUCCACCUCCCUGGUGCGGUGCCAAAGGGCCAGUGUGCGGGUCCACGGGCGUGGUCGCUGGGACGUGCUGCUCAAGCCGAGCGCGGCACUGACGUGGUCGCUCACGCAAACGGUGUCGCGCCACAGCAGUAACCGGCAAGACUCCUUGGUGGUGGACGGGGUCCACUGGCAAUGCUCACACCUUAUCGUGGCAAAGCUGCUUUACAUGAAUCACCAAUUUAGCACCCUGGCAACGAGCCUUAGGCGGCGUCUGACCAUGGCGGCCGCUGCAGGGGGAGAGGUAAGCAGUGCGGCAGCACCGGCAUCGGUCGCCGACGUGCCAAUGACGCCUGCUGUGACGCUAUUCGGAGGCGAGGACGACUGGGGAAGGGAUGCCAGCAGCGACACCACAGCGGGCAGCUCCUCUGUUAGCACAGAUGGUGACGAGGGCAGCGACAGCGGGUACAGUAAGAGCAGCAGUAGUAGUAGCCGGCGAAGUAAUCCCAGCACCGACACAUUCUCGGACACGAGCUCUCGGCGUCAACGACGGCAGCUGCGACAGGAUGCAGUGGCGAUGGGGGCCGGUGGCCAGAGCACCGACUCUUCUCUGACAAUAGAGGCGACACCAUUAUCAUCAUCACUGUUUGGUGCUUCCUCCUCCGUCGUGGUGAACGAAGUCCCUAACACUGCCGUCACUACCGCCGACGACCGACUCGCGGCGAAGAUGCGGCCGACUCAGCGUGGCGGCCACCGCAGGUCAUCUGUGACUGCAGGUUCGGGGGCACCCGUGGCGACUGCAGCCGUGUCCCCGGGGAUGGCGACACACCGCCUACUAAACAGUUUCAGCCACACCCUCUUCGCCGGCAUCUGUGAGUGCGUGGCGGUGGCGAAGGUGUCGGCGACGGCAACGCCUGACGUGCUGAGCGCAGCAGUCAGAUCGACGGACUCUUCAUCAUCGCGGCCCACAGCAGAAGCAGCAGCGCCGAUGUUGUGGCGCUGCAACGAGCUCUACCGGCUGCCACCAGCCUCCACUACCGACAUCUUCAUCUCGUACCGCCACGCCCACUCGCUGAUACUGACCUUCUUCUCAGCCGAGUGCGUCGAGUGGGACGGUGUGAACUGCGCCUGGACACUGAAUGCCGAGGGCGAGGCAGCGCUGGCAGCAAGGACAGUCGCUAGCGCAGCCAAGCCGUCGACAGCGGUACCUCCUCCGAGGCAGCAAGAACAGCUGUACACCUCUGGCGGCGCUGACUCUGCCGCGACAACGAAUUGGUUCGCUUUCACAUCCCUGCAGUACGGCAUGGCGAGGGCUUUGACCGUACGCACCACCGCACCCAGAGGAGCGGCGGCCGCACCAGCAUCCACACCGGCCACGGCGACAGGGAUGAGUGGAUGUGGCUGCAAGGUGCUUGCCUACUGGUUAGCGCUGACCUGUGUCGACCCGGAGGAAGAGGCAGACACGUCACGCUACCCCAUCGUGGUCGCCAGCGGAGAAGGCGAUGACGAUGGCUUGACACCUGUCCUGCAUCAGCAGCAGCAACACCGAAGACAUGCUCGUCGUCGGUCCUUCACCGCAUCCUCGGUCGACCCCUCCACACCGCUCUCGCGCGGCGCGUCAUCCAUGUGCGUGGAUUCGCUGAAGAAGGGCGGGGCGUUGCUGGGCGGCAGCACCCCCAAGGGCGCCGCUCCUCAAAUGGCACGGGGGAGCAGCAGCCGCAGGACCGGUGCAAGUCACCGCACUUCCGACGACUUCGUACUUGCUCAGCCUGGAGAGCCGCUGUUGCACAGAUCCCACGACCUUUACGAUCGCCUGCGGGUGGUACAGUGUGGCGACGCCUCAGCCCACUCACUCCCGGAUCAGCGACGAAGCAGCGCUACGAUAUUGACGACGACAGGAAACCAGAAACCCGCUGCCCAGCGGAGAGGACGGCCGCACAGCGGCAACACCGCCCGUGUCCCGCCAGCGGUGCACUGGCAGCGCCUGCAGCCGCCGUAUCACGCCAAAAUAGAAAACACCCCAGUGGCUUCAUGGCAGGAUACUGAGAGAAGUGGCGGGGACCUGCUCGUCGUGCGCCUGCAAGCACGAAGCUCUCUCUUCAACGAAACCGGCUGCACGCUGCAGCUGCUGUCUUCACUGCAACUGCUCACGGCGCCCAACUCGGUCGAUGACGCCUCAUCCUUGUGUGCGACACUGACGACAGUGCCACCAGGCUGGCAGCUCCCGUUGAAUGAAGAAGACGUGCGCAACGAAGUGGUCCUGCGUGUGUGUUGCCCCUCGGCCCGCUGGCUGCCGUCACCGGCAGCACCUAGUGCCACCGCGGCCUCCCCUACCGGCAUGACCGACUCCGGGCACACGGCAGGUGUAGCGGAGACGAUGGACGACGCUACGGCGCACCUGCGCUGGUAUGAGGCGCGCACCGUGCUGGGGCAACUCCAAAGUGGCCGCUUUCUCUACUUUAGGCGCGUUGAUGUAGCGGGUGACGCGGUCGGCCCACCUGUAGACGUAACAGGUGCGGCAACAGCGAAGGACUCGGCGAGCUCUUUGCACGGAUGCGCCACUAGCAGCCGCCCCCGUGACGAUCAUGAUGAACGGCUGCUCAUAUUGUUUGUUAUCCACACGUAUUCCGCGGACGGGGUGGUGCAGCAUAUCUUCCUAUACCCCCGCCUCACGCUGAUGAACCACCUCGGCCUCACCGCGCGGGUGGGGGUGUUUCAGCAGGACCCGCUUGCCGGUCCACAGACCCCCGAUGAGGCCAUGCUGAUCGCACAGUGGACGGCGCCGCGUGUCGGACGUGGGCUUCACGAUCAAGAGCGCUUCUACCGCAGCCUUGUCGCCCUCGGCACCCACGAUGCUCUUCCCCACCAGCGCGCCCUCCCGCUGCACUUCUGCACGUACGGCAGCAAUCUCGUCCUGGGCCUGUCGUUCACCCAGAGCACCGGCGACGCCUUCUUCACGGCGGACCUUCACCCGGUCAUCACGCACCUGCGUGAUGCCGUGGAUCACCACCCUCGCCUGCUGCAACUGCGCGACAGCCACGGACGGGCCUUCUACGUGCAAGUGAGCGUGAUGUCCCGCACGGUGGUGUUGUCAGUGGCGUUGUGGGUGUACAACCUGACCGAGUACCCGCUGCUCAUGAGCGACAGCUUUGUGCAGCGCCGCCUCUGCCCGGGGCAGAGCAGCACCAGCGGCAUCAUCCCGUCGCAGGGGGAGCCGUUCCUGAUUGGCUGUCGACUCGCUGACUUCACACAGGGCUUCUUUGCGAUUGGGAUGGACGGCGGCUGGUCCAGUGCGGUCCCCAUCAACGUCGGCUCCAGCGGCGUGUUCGUCUCCGCCCUGUCACAGCUCGGCAUCACACGCAGCUGCAACUACUCGAUUCUCUUCCCGAACGCACAGGAGGGGCGGCCCAUGGUCAUCCAAAUCACGCCGCGGUGGGUCUUCUACAACAACACGCCCAAACAGCUGCGACUUCAGUUUCGGUUUCCUGGACUGGAAACGGCGAUGCAGCAGGCAGAGAAGCAGCGACGACGGUUGCGGAUGCGGGAGAUGGACGCCACAACAGCACAAAACAACGGCGAGGCUGCCGCAGCGCCUUUCCAGGCAGCUGGCGCGGCCCUGCAGGGGGCGCGGCACCCACUUCCCCUCGAGGCGGACGACACCGUCGGCGCCUUCACCUCCAUCGCAGCGGUGCAGCUGAACCCCGGCGACUACCACGUGAGCUGCAUUGGCCCGAUUGAGGGGAACCAAUUCCGAGUGCAAGAGGUGUUGCAAGGCAUUCCGCCCACCGCCACGUCCAUCCACGCCACAGGGCGUGUCGGAUAUCGCGACGGAUCGUCUUCCUAUGAGUCGCAGUACACCCCGUACAUGGAUGUCGACCGCCCAGGGGAGGCGACGUUCAACCUGUGGGCAGCGCCUCGCGCGCUGGGGAAGCAGGUGGCGGUGAACUACGGCAGUGACUUGAUCGUGCAGCGGCCGUCGGCGCCGCACCCGACAGAGCUGGAGCCGCAUGACAUGUACUCAACCGACGCCAUCAUCACGGGACGCAUUGCUGUGGCGGUGCAGAGCGCUGAAGAUGUGUUGGCAGUGAUUCUGCAGCCGAUUCAGGGAACGAAGAUCCUCUUACAGAACCGCACGGAGUCGCACACCGUCAUGGUGCGACAGCUGGGCAACCGCCGCCGCAACUGCAUCCCGCCUCGCCAGAAUCGAUUUUUCCUCUGGGAGGACGCGCGGCAGGAGCACAUCAUCCGCGUGCACCUUCUUGGCUACAAGGGUCGGUGGUUUGAUGUGGACUUCAGCGCCGGUGAGUGCCAGGUGACGCGCCACGUUGACACCGAAGACGCGGCCGCCGCUGAGGCGCUCGGCCAUGCACGCCAGCUGCGCGGGCGGACGACAGCAGCAGCGAACUUCUCAUUCCACGUGCGCUGCUACACAAACACGGAGAAGACGCGCGUCACAAUCCUGGUGACAGAGGCCCCUGUGCCGGUCUACGCUGCCAUCGACUCGUGGCGCACAUCGCAAGCCGUGUCGCUACGGAUGACGAUGGUGCAGCUGAGCUGGACACAAGAGAUGAGCACAUAUGUGGCGACCGCGGCAAAGUUCGCAGCACCGUUCGCGAUCGAUGACGGUAGUGAUGGGGUGGUCGACAACGGCGCAUCUGGUGUGGUGGCUGCGCCGCCGUCCAGUGUGGCGAAUGCGACUCUCUUCUCCAUCAUCCUGGAGGGGGUGCAGCUGGACCGCCUCACCACGGAGGACAACGAAAACUUCUACCUCGCCGUGCACCAAAUGCAGUGGGUAGAUGAAAAGCGGAAGGCCGUAUUUGUCUACCGGGCGCGCCCUCGCCUCCCGCCGGCCAUGGCCAUGCUGCAAGCUGCAGACGCGGCACAAGGCAGCGCCGGUGCAGCGGCGGCGACGCUGCGAACAGGACGGCUCUCCUCAGUCUCCCGAUCUUCUCUAUCCCCGCCCUCACGUGCGAAGCCGAACGGGAGCGACCGCGCUGGUAGCCCCACCAGGCGACGGCAGCUACAUCGCGCUGGCUCGCCUGCCGUUGGCACAGCUGCAGCUGGUACAAAGAGCCGAGACGCCAGUAGUGGCGGAUAUGGAGCGCUCUUGGAGCCCAUCACCGCCACCGCCAACCACCUGCUCAGCACCGCCCUCGGCCGCAGCGACGCGUUUCUUCUCUGCAUGGAGAAGCAGAACGACCUGGAGCUCAGCUACAGCCUCAUCAAGUAUGCUGAUGGCGUGACGCGCUACACAGAGCUGCGCCACGUUCUGACCCCGCUCGUCGUAGUGCUGACCGACUUCUGGCUGGUGGAUAUAAUCCAGGAGGUGCGUCGGCUUCGAGUGCUGCUCGGCCUUCGCAGGCAGACGGCCGCUUCACAGACCACCACGGCGGCGCCGCUAAUGUUGACGGUCUCCUCGCUGCGACAGCAGCAACGGUCAAGGUGGCGUGCCUUCGGAGACGAGGACACGGGCAGCGCUGUGAUGGAUGUGGUGCCGCCUGGCAAGCAGGCUUUUUCCAACUCUUGCACACGCCCCCCCUACUGGCAACUGGGGCAACGAAGCAGCAGCGUGGUUGUGGUGGCCGGCGACACGGAAGCAGCGGUCCUGCCGUCAGAACAACCGACCCUUUCCGCCCAAGCGACGCCUCGGCGGCGGCGCGGACGACGAGGAGACCCGCUGUCGCGAAGGGGCAGUCGAGACAGAAGCCGUGACAGCGAUAAGAGCAGCGCAACGGCGGCAUCGUCCGUGCACACGGGACGCACUGGCAGCAGUCACACGCGCAACCGCAAGGCGGGCGAGAUGCGCAGCGCCAAUAGGAGCUUGACGACAACUACCCCGACCUCCCCACGCCGCUCCAGUCCGUCACGUGCUGUGGCCGCUGUCACCGCCGUCGCAGUGCCACCGCAGCAGCAGCAUCAGCAGGGAAACGGCAGCACUGCCGGCUUUCUUUCGCAGGCUUUCUUCCUUCAACAGCUCGUUCAGGAAGUGCGCACACGCCUGGAGAAGCGGGGGACGGAUGUGAUGGCCGGAUCGCUGACCGCCCUCGCCACCCGAAGAGAGCAGCAGCUGCAGUCGGGUAGUGGGAAGUUGUUGCUCCUGCCCGGAGGAAUCGCCGGUGUAGACCCCGAGGCACAACAUCGGCAGCUGCUACGCGGCGCCACCUCGACUCCUGUGCGUCAUCACCAAAGCGCGAUGCGCCGCGGUGGUCCCAGCGAUGGUCUUGGAGGGGUCACGACCGUGGACGCAGAGGGGAACCGCGCCGUGGCUGAGGUGGGGGGCAGCGGCGUCAGGGCUGCAGGCGACGGAGGAGUUGGCAGCGUCGCGGCGGCCGCGCACACUAGUGCCAGCAGCGUCAGCACAGCCUCGUUCAUGUUCAUCGAGCGACUCGAGGUGCAGCGUGUGACGCUGUACGUCACCUUCGUCCGCCACAGCCCCGACCCACUGCGACCGUUGCUCGGCGCCUAUUCAUGGAUGCUACCCAGUCAGCUGUCUCAGCGCGAAUUCUACCUCCCUGCCUGGACGCUGACGCGGCAGGUGGAGACGCCCGCGUCGCUGCGAGCGCGUCUUGUGCGAUGGGGGAUGCAUAGCUUGCGCGAGCAGUGGACCAAGGUGACAAAGCUUGGGACGUUGCUGGACGCGCUGAAGUUCUGGCAGCAUAGGACGCUGCUUCUGCACGGUGCCCCACGACCCUUGACGCUCUCCCGCGUGCAGCAGCAGCAGCAGCAACAGCAGGAGAGGGGUGGGGGCGGGGGGCAGCCUCUCGCUACCUUCGCCCCAUGCGUAUCAUCGGGCGAAGAAGAGGACGAUGAAAACACGGACGAUGACGACGGCAACGUGGAUCCGCAACAGGGCGGUGCGCAAGUGCAGAGACCCGUCGCCUCCAUGGAGCAGCGGCGAUGA
Molecule: messenger RNA, 15843 nt
Organism: Leishmania mexicana MHOM/GT/2001/U1103
Lineage: Eukaryota; Euglenozoa; Kinetoplastea; Trypanosomatida; Trypanosomatidae
Exons: 1
Coding region: 1-15843 (5280 amino acids)
Biological process (GO): protein retention in Golgi apparatus; protein targeting to vacuole
Cellular component (GO): extrinsic component of membrane
Source: RefSeq, a predicted model, not a curated record